UUUAUCUGCUCAUUUCAGUCUGCAGGCAGGAAGAGAUGGCAGCCGGGGAGACUCAGCUCUACGCUAAGGUCUCCAACAAGCUCAAGGGCCGCAGCACCCCCUCCCUCCUGGACUCCCUUCUGGGGAUGGGCUUCCCCGCACACACCGUGCUAAAGGCAUUGGCAGCUACUGGAAGAAAGACAGUGGAAGAGGCAUCGGACUGGCUGCACUGUCAUUGCAAUGACCCCUCUCUAGACGACCCCAUCCCCCAGGAGUACGCUCUUUUCCUCUGUCCCACCGGGUCCCUGCUGGAAAAACUUCAGGAGUUCUGGAGAGAAAGCAAGCGUCAAUGCACAAAGAACAGAGCUCACGAGGUCUUCCCUCACAUAACGCUCUGUGACUUCUUCACGUGUGAAGACCAGAAGGUGGAAUGUCUGUACGAGGCUCUAAAGAGAGCUGGGGACAGGAUCCUGGGCUCCUUCCCCUCCGUCGUCCCUCUGGUUCUCCACUCUUCCGUCAGCUACCUGGGCUUCUUCGUGAACGACAGCCCUGCAGACGUCAUCCGGGAAUUCGCCGCGACGUUCGCCACGGAAGCAUCCGUCUUAGCAGACUGCACAGUGAAGCCUUGCACCAAGCAGCUGCACCUGACCCUGGCCCACAAGUUCUACCCCCACCACCAGAGGACGCUGGAGCAGCUGGCCAGAGCCAUCCACCCGGGCCACAGCUGCCAGUGGACCGCAGCCCUGUACUCCCGAGACAUGCGUUUUGUGCACUACCAGACCCUGAAGGCCCUGUUCCAGUACAAACCGCAGAACGAGGACGAGCUGACGCUGAGUCCCGGCGACUAUAUCUUCGUGGACCCCACCCAGCAGGAGGAAGCCAGCGAGGGCUGGGUGAUCGGCAUCUCGCAUCGCACGGGCUGCCGGGGCUUCCUGCCAGAGAACUACACGGAGCGAGCCAGCGAGUGUGACACCUGGGUGAAGCACAGGACGUACACCUUCAGCCUAGCCGUGGACCUGAACUCCAGAAAGGACGGCGCAGCCAGCAGCAAACGGAAUGGGGAAUUUCAUCCUCCACAAACGUCAAGGAGCCUCAGCAGCGUGCAGGCUUUGCAGGCCACAAUAGUGAGGAAAAGCGUGUUGGUGGUGCGGCACGGAGAGAGAGUGGACCAGAUAUUCGGGAAGUCGUGGCUGCAGCAGUGUUCCACGCCUGACGGGAAAUACUACCGGCCAGACCUCAACUUCCCUUGCAGCCUGCCCAGACGGAGCAAUGGCAUCAAAGACUUUGAAAACGAUCCACCGUUAUCGUCUUGUGGAAUUUUCCAGUCCAGAAUGGCAGGGGAAGCGCUCCUGGACAGCGGCAUCAGAAUCACCUCGGUCUUCGCCUCCCCAGCCCUCCGCUGCAUACAGACAGCCAAACACAUCCUGGAAGAACUCAAACUGGAGAAGAGAAUUAAAAUAAGAGUGGAACCCGGAAUCUUCGAGUGGACAAAGUGGGAGGCCGGCAAAGCAGCCCCGACCCUCAUGAGCCUGGAGGAGCUGAGAGAGGCGAAUUUCAACGUCAGCAUGGAUUACAGGCCUGUGUUGCCCCUCGCCUCCCUCAUGCCGGCCGAGAGCUAUGAUGAGUAUGUUGACAGAUGUGCCAUGAGCAUGGAACGGAUAGUCAGCAUCUGUCCAGAGGACGGUGUCAUCCUAAUCGUGGGCCACGGCUCGGCACUGGACUCCUGCACGCGCCCGCUUCUGGGGCUGCCCCCGCGGGACUGCGGAGACUUCGCACAGCUGGUGAGGAAGAUCCCUUCUCUGGGUAUGUGCUUCUGCGAAGAAAAUAAAGAGGAAGGAAAAUGGGAGUUGGUGAACCCUCCCGUGAAGACGCUGACCCAUGGCUCAAACUCAGCGUUUAACUGGAGGAACUGGAUCCUGGGCAACUGAGAGCCCCUGUAUGUUUUCAUAAUUUCAUGACGAAGUUAUGAAACCCUCCGCAGAGGCCGUAAGACACCGUCACUUUGAAGGUAUCUUCGUCUCGCCUGAUAUGAUCUGUAGAAGCACAAAAUGCACUUUCAGAUUCCAGAACGUUUGCCAUCGAUUUCGUCUUUGUAACUGCGGAUUCUUGCCCUGCAAGCUCAGCUGCGAGGAUGCCACCUUGGAACAUGUGUAUCUGCCACGUGGCUUGCAGGGGAGUGAAGAGCUGUGACUCUAAUUUCCAGGAAUUAAAGACCCACCAUAUACACACCAAAAGAAUACAUGCACUUUAUUUUCUAUGUU
This is a messenger RNA of Equus caballus (horse), 2240 nucleotides long. It is a transcript of the gene UBASH3A, whose product is annotated as ubiquitin associated and SH3 domain containing A. Lineage: Eukaryota; Metazoa; Chordata; Mammalia; Perissodactyla; Equidae. Gene Ontology annotation, molecular function: protein binding. Gene Ontology annotation, cellular component: cytoplasm. Gene Ontology annotation, biological process: negative regulation of T cell receptor signaling pathway. The record is from RefSeq and is a predicted model, not a curated record.